AUGACAAGAACAGCUGAGAUUACGCAAUGAAUAGUAAAAAUACACUAUUUUUAAAGAAAAUAGUGAGAAAAAUAGGAAAGGUGACAAGAGAAAAAGUUUUUUUCAGCUUUGAGGUUUCCUCCACCUGAAGAAAGGAAAAAGCCUAAUCCUCUCCAACUCUGUAACCAUGAGUCUCUUCGGUCUGGGCAGAAAUCAGCGAACAUUCCGCCCCAAAAAAAAUGCACCCUCAGGAAGUAAGGGUGCACAGCUUAAACAGCACAUUGAUUCUACCCUGGGCAGUGGGAAUCUAAGGGAAGCAGUAAGGCCACCUCCCGGGGAAGAUUUAAAUGAAUGGCUCGCAGUCAACACCGUGGAUUUCUUCAAUCAGGUGAAUCUGCUCUAUAGUACCCUUACAGAGUUUUGUACUGCUGAGAAUUGUCCUACAAUGACUGCAGGCCCCAAGUAUGAAUAUAGAUGGGCCGAUGGUGGGCAGAUCAAGAAACCUAUCAAGGUUUCGGCACCAAAAUAUGUCGAUUAUUUAAUGGACUGGAUCGAAUCACAACUCGAUGAUCAAUCCUUCUUUCCUCAAAAGCUUGGUGUACCGUUUCCUCCCAACUUCAAGGAGGUCGUGAAAACGAUAUUCAAAAAACUAUUCCGAGUAUACGCCCACGUCUAUCACUCGCACUUCCAGAAAAUCGUGAGCCUCAAGGAAGAAGCCCAUCUGAACACAUGCUUCAAGCAUUUCAUUCUGUUCACUUCUGAAUUCGGGGUGAUCGACAAGAAAGAGCUAGCUCCACUCCAGGAUCUCAUCGACUCCAUCAUAGUCCCCAGCUAAAUAUAUAGGCCAAGUCUUGAGACCUGAAGAAAAUCCCAUAUCUAGAAGCUGCAAAACCAUAUGAUCCCUACUAAUAACAUGUUAACACAUGAAAACAAAUUAGCAAGUAAACCCAAUUCAUAUUUAUAGUAUUAGA
This is a messenger RNA of Hibiscus syriacus, 950 nucleotides long. Its product is annotated as MOB kinase activator-like 1A. NCBI's taxonomy places the organism in Eukaryota, Viridiplantae, Streptophyta, Magnoliopsida, Malvales, Malvaceae. Gene Ontology annotation, biological process: positive regulation of protein phosphorylation; signal transduction. The transcript is spliced from 7 exons. Gene Ontology annotation, molecular function: protein kinase activator activity. The record is from RefSeq and is a predicted model, not a curated record. Gene Ontology annotation, cellular component: nucleus; cytoplasm. Bases 167 to 814 code for a protein of 215 amino acids.